Molecule: messenger RNA, 1236 nt
Organism: Bipolaris oryzae ATCC 44560
Lineage: Eukaryota; Fungi; Ascomycota; Dothideomycetes; Pleosporales; Pleosporaceae
Exons: 2
Coding region: 1-1236 (411 amino acids)
Source: RefSeq, a predicted model, not a curated record
AUGGAUCACAAUCGACCCAUGCACAUCGACACGAAUAUAACCACACUGAAUGAGGUGUCAUCUCUGCUUCGCGAUUCACCAGAAAUUCGACCAUACCAAGCAUACUGCGACACAGAGACUUCAUCAUGUCCGUCAAGUCCAGAGAAUCUUUCCCCAAGUCCGUUGCAAGUGAUGAAGGUCCACCUAAAGCAGGCCGACAUGAGUACUCAAGCCUCAGCUAUCGACGCCUCUGAGCAAGAAAUCUCCCUCACUCGAGUUGCGACAUCCAGUACCGAGAAGCAAGUCGACUUUCCGAGAUCAUUUCCCGCGGGAAACCAAACUAGGAAACGCGAUCAAGGGAUGAACCAAAGCGGCUUCUUUGCAAGUGUUUCGUCAGCAACUUCGGGUCACAUUCCACAACCUAUCAACCCACGCGGCAGUCACUUACAAAGUGACGAUGAGGUGACAGCGUACGACUCUGACCCGGCAAUUACACGGGUGCAACUAUCGACACAAAUUGAUCGUGUGACGGAACUUACUAAACCACGUAAGCCAGUUCCUGAGAAUGGGGUAGAAUUUGGGACAAUCUAUCGUCCUUUGCCUCAGGUACCGUUGGGAAAAGUCAAGGUCGAAAUUCAGGACCAACCAGAAUCGACAUACGAAAAUGGGUGUGUACAAUGUCCGUCACAAACAAUGGGCCCAGCAAACAAAAGGCUGGAGGAAAGCGACGGCGAAACAUCUCUAAGAGGCCGCCGAGGUGGGAAAAGGAAAAAUAUAGAAGACGAGACCACCGCUGAUAGCCUGGAUCGAUUUGAAGAAAUAGAUUUCGGAUCCCCAAACGCCCAGCCACCUCGAAGGCCAGAACCCGCUUUCCAGACAUGCUUCAAUCAACAUAGCGAUGAACUCUUCCUCCAAGUUCCUACGUAUACGCGACCGCACCCCGCAUCCUCACUCCAUUCCUCAACGGAUCUACAAAAUGGUCCGCGUCCACCCCCUUGGGGCACCUACGACAACCUCGCCCUGCAGCGCCGCCAACGCAACGAAUUGAGAGGACGAAUGCAGGGCGUCCCGAGAGACGUGGCGCGGGAACCUGCACUGACGUAUCAACAGACGCUGUCUGUUGAGCUGAGGGGUGAGGGGCUGUCGAGGGAGGUGAAUGAAUAUCGAGAGCAGAUACUCAGUGUAUAUCCUGACAUGGUGUUUGAUGGGCACGCUGGGGAUGUUGAGCGGAAGUGUGGGUGUUGUUCGAUUAUGUGA